AUAGUUCGUACUAAUAAUGUGGGGGUGAAAUGGGAAAUAGGGCUUUGGUGAAGCUGGUAAGCGAGAUGGGAGAUAGGAAAUGGAGUAUGAUCGCGAGGAAGAUGGUGGGUCGAGCCGGGAAACAAUGCAGGGAGAGGUGGCGCAACCAUCUUCGUCCGGAUAUCAAGAAAACCUCUUGGAGCGAGGAUGAAGAGAGGCUCUUGGUGGAGUUGCACGAGCAGCUCGGGAAUCGGUGGUCCGAGAUCGCGAGGCAGAUCCCGGGCCGGUCCGAGAACGCGAUAAAGAACCACUGGAAUGCCACUAAGAGGCGGCAGUUCUCAAAGAGAAGAGAAAGGGAGGUGGGGUCAAGCAGCAGCAGCCACACAGCGAACAAAAGGAGGCCAUUGGUUCUCCAAAACUACAUCAAAUACAAGUACUUCAGCGGUCUGACCCUCGGCCCGCCUAGUUCAGUUUUUGAUGUUCGGGAGCCGAUCCAGCGACAGGGGAUCACUACUUCUAGCCCCCUGCACAGGGGCUCGUUCUCGUCAGGACUAUUUCCUGUGGAGAACGAGCACCGUGAUUCACCGCCAUCGCUUCUAGCUGAAACUUGUGAUGAGGAGAUGAGCUUCAUGGCAAAGCUCUUCGGGAGCUCACCGUCAUCAUCGGGAACAUCGAUGGUGGCGAAAAAUAAUGGGUCGCAUCUCAACCACCAGCAGCAGCACCGCAACUUUGGUGUAUUUCAGGGUAAUAGAGAGGAUGGGACGAUAGAAGAAGACAGUUGGAGCACAUACCUUGCGUCCGACCCGAGCUUGUAGGAACCCGAUUUUCAUGUUCAUAUGAGCAAAUACAUCCCCCUCUCAUAAACUCUUUCCUAUUUUGACUUUUGAAAACAGUAUAUUUAUUUAUGAUAUAAAUUUAAUAUAAUUGGAUUCUUAUUAUGUUAUAGUUUUGAAUUAUACUUAAAGUAUUUAAAAAUGAAAUCAAAAGAGUGAUAAAAUUUGAUUUUUGAGUGAGAAAAAUUUGAACUUGGACUCUUGGAGUACCUGAUUGAGCUAAUUCCAGGUCUUAGAUAAACCAGUCGUGUUUAUGCAAAUCAAGUUCUCUAUGAAUU
Cuscuta campestris is the source of this 1090-nucleotide messenger RNA. Lineage: Eukaryota; Viridiplantae; Streptophyta; Magnoliopsida; Solanales; Convolvulaceae. The record is from the annotation of a GenBank genome assembly.